GAGGGUCUGUUAAAGCUUUCAGCAUUUCCACUGUCAACACUUGGCUCGAGCGCUGCUGUGCAGAGCAACGACGAUGUCGGAGCAGGAGUCUCUGAGGUGCUCAAAUGCUAGAAACCGUGGAGGCGUACAGAGGGUGGAAGGAAAACUGCGAGCCAGUGUAGAAAAAGGGGAUUACUAUGAAGCACACCAGAUGUACAGGACUUUAUUUUUUAGGUACAUGUCACAGGCGAAACAUGCUGAGGCCAGGGAGCUGAUGUACAAUGGCGCUCUACUCUUCUUCAGCUAUAACCAGCAAAACAGUGCAGCGGACCUGUCCAUGCUGGUACUGGAGGUGUUUGAGAAAUCUGAGACUAAAGUUGAUGAUGAAGUAUUAGAAUGCCUGGCUAAGCUGUUCAGCCGGAUGGACCCAAACUCUCCAGAGAGAGUAGCGUUUGUGUCCAGAGCAUUGAAAUGGUCCACAGGAGGCCCCGGCAAGUUGGGUCACCCAAAACUACACCAGCUGCUAGCUGUCACCUUGUGGAAAGAGCAAAACUACAGUGAGUCUCGUUACCACUUCCUGCAUUCAUCUGACGGGGAGGGCUGUGCACAGAUGCUGGUAGAGUAUUCGGCGUCACGAGGCUACCGCAGCGAGAUCGACAUGUUUGUGGCGCAGGCCGUCCUACAGUUCCUAUGCUUAAAGAACAAAAACAGCGCUUCCGUGGUGUUCAGCACAUACACAGAGAAACACCCGUCCAUAGAGAAGGGCCCUCCCUUCGUCCAGCCUCUACUAAACUUUAUCUGGUUUCUGCUGCUGGCAGUGGAUGGGGGUAAAUUAACAGUUUUCACAGUGUUAUGUGAGCAAUAUCAACCUUCCCUGAAGAGGGACCCCAUGUAUAAUGAGUAUCUCGACAGAAUAGGACAGGUUUUCUUCGGCGUUCCGCCCAAACAGUCCCCAUCAUACGGUGGGCUGCUAGGAAACCUGCUGAACAGCCUGAUGGGUUCGGGCGAGGAGGAGGACGGCGCGGAAGAAGCCCAGGAGGACAGCAGCCCCAUAGAGCUGGACUGAGACUGCCCCGGGACAAAGAGAACAAGCGAACACACACACAUGCGCGCGCACACAUACACACACAAAAAAAAAAAGGAGAAUGGCGUCGCCUCCCUCCUACACCUCCACACCGAGGGCAAGGCGCCGGUCCAUGUUUCCAGAGGCGUGCGGUUUCCCAAAACCUUUCCCACCCAUCCAGUCUUAAAAUCCAAGAAUCAGAAAGUAUCAGGCCACCCAAACAUCCCUCACAGCACUGCCGGGACUGACUGCGCCCAAACUGCAAACUCCUUCCUUGUUGAAUUGUUGUAAAAUUAUUAUAUAAUUUUAACCAUUUGUUAGUUUAAGACUCUCUGUUUAGGGUGUAUGAAUUUUAAACCAGAGAUAACAAACUGCCCUCUCCCUGUGAUAACUGCUCCCAAGCAAUGGGAGUGGAGUCUCCCAAAGGAGAGGAUAGCAUCACAAGUGAACCCUCUCUUCAUGAUGUUGGUAAUGACGUCAGCAGAAGAGGGUUUAGUCGACUCACUACAUUCACUCAACUGCUCUGUUUGCCCGACAGCCACACAGAGCUCGAUCAGAGCCAUCGCGUUGCUGCUGUUGGCGCUUUGCAGCAGCUUUCUCCGUUAAAACUUCUUCUUCUUUCAGUAGUAAGUUAAAUUGAACAUGUAGUCAAAGCCAUCUGUCAGUUUCUUGUUUCUUUUGUCCUUUAGCAAUAUGGACAAAAAGACAACAAAGCUCUUUGUAAGUUAUUAUCAGAAGUCAUUAAGCACGUGGAAUAUCAACCAAACAAACCUUUUCUCCCCCACGGAUUAUGGUGGGGACUGUAACUUUGAUUCUAGUGAAUGACUGCAAACAUACAGCUGUCUGUAUACAGAUAGCUCCACUCCACUUUUUACUGUGCACUCGCUGAACUGCUGUUGUUUGCAUCUCCAAAGAGGAAUUGUGUGGAAAAAUUGCAAUUUGGACUUUUU
Molecule: messenger RNA, 1992 nt
Organism: Etheostoma cragini (Arkansas darter)
Lineage: Eukaryota; Metazoa; Chordata; Actinopteri; Perciformes; Percidae
Gene: get4
Product: guided entry of tail-anchored proteins factor 4
Exons: 9
Coding region: 74-1045 (323 amino acids)
Biological process (GO): protein insertion into ER membrane
Cellular component (GO): cytosol; BAT3 complex
Molecular function (GO): protein binding
Source: RefSeq, a predicted model, not a curated record